GAAUGUAAAACCCAGACCUCAGAAGCUGCGAGGGAGAGGAAGAUGCAUGCGUUUUGGGGUGGCUGCCAGCAGGUGGACUCUGAAAGGCCUUAUAGAAGCAGUGCUUCCUGCGGAGGCAAGCAGAAGAUACCAGCCCGUGGAGGUGCCUUCCUCCCCAUCAUUCUGUACUACGCACCCCAGCACGGCCUGCUGGAGCAAGAUGAAGUGGAAGAGGAUUGCUGUCUUUGUCACCUUGCAGGCGCAGCUCCCAUUUACAGAUGCUGUAGCAGUUCUUGGACUGACAGAUCCCCGACUCUGCUACUUACUUGAUGGAUUCCUCUUCAUUUACGCAGUCAUCAUCACGGCCCUUUUUGUGAAAGCUAAGCUUAGCCAGUCCUCUGAACCACAGCUGCUGCUGGGCCAGGAUGAUGUGUAUAAUAAACUGUCCCGUGGGCACAGAGAUGAAUACGAUGUGCUGGGCACCAGGCGAGGCGCAGACCUUGAGAAGGGCGGGAGACACGAGCAGAGAAGAAAGAACCCCCACGACACCGUUUACUCUUCCCUGCAGAAGGACAAGAUGGGCGAGGCAUACAGUGAGAUUGGGAAGAAGGGAGAGCAGCAGCGGCGGCGAGGAAAAGGGAACGAGGCUGUUUACCAGGGGCUCAGCGCAGCGACCAAGGACACGUACGAUGCUCUCCAAAUGCAGCCCCUGCCCCCCCGCUAAGCGGGAGUCACAGUGGGGAUGGGCAGCGGCGAGGGAUGCCCACAUGCUUGGGGGGAGGGAGAGGGGGUGACGGGGAAAGCUUUUUUCAUCCCUAACAAAACAAGCACUGUGUACUUCCUCAGUGCAACAAUCUACUUGGGUUGGUGCACCGAGGUUCCUUCUCUCCUCCUGUGGAAUAAUGUAACCGCAAGCUUUAGCUUCUGAAGUGUACAUACCUGUAAAGUUAUUUCCCACCAGUAGUUAUUAGGUUGUUUUUGCAAGACUCGUGAGCAGUCCCCACCUCCUGACACAGCUGUUUCUGUAGCUCCUCCUCACCUUUUGGGGGCACCAAGACACACAGCUGCUGGCUCGUAGCAUUUAAGGACUCUCGUUAGCGAUAGGGCUGUCAUUUCCUGCAGUGUUUAUCUUCACGCCAUUUGACAAUCAGCCUCCUGCUUUAAAUUUACCUUUUAAAAACUGCUGCAGCAGAGGGCAAUUUUUAUUUCUCUAACUGUGAAAAGUGAUGUGGUGUCAGUGCAGCGAAGGGUGCCAGCUCUUUGACAUCAAACAAGACCUGAACUCCAACAAAAGAGGAAGUGCCAUGCAGACAGCACAAGGUGCUAAGAGCCAGGCAAUGGCCAAGAGAUGCCUGGGACGGCAGAAGCCAGCAGUGCUGCAGUGACAAUGAGAAUGGACUCCGAGUAUGAGAAAUGCUGGGAAGGCCAGGAACCUCACUCCUCCCACAUGGCAGAGGGCUGCAACUGCUGAGCUUCUGCCCCAUCACAUUGUUCACAACACCUACAACCACCACCGCUGCAGCCACCUCCCUUUGUAAGAGCUUAUGGGACGAUGGCUGUGUCAGGAAAAAAUAAAACUAUCACUUCUGGGAAACGGAUUCUUCGUAUAAAAGCCAAUACAUAAAUGCAGUUCCAAACCAGCUGAAUUCAUCUGGUUCCUCUAAAAAGAUGCAGGUAUUAUUCCAAAAUGGCAGUUAAGUCCAUACCAUAAUGCAUUUUUGAUGAAUUAAUAAAGUGAGUGUCAAAGA
Molecule: messenger RNA, 1727 nt
Organism: Centrocercus urophasianus (Greater sage-grouse)
Lineage: Eukaryota; Metazoa; Chordata; Aves; Galliformes; Phasianidae
Gene: CD247
Product: CD247 molecule
Biological process (GO): cell surface receptor signaling pathway
Cellular component (GO): membrane
Molecular function (GO): transmembrane signaling receptor activity
Source: RefSeq, a predicted model, not a curated record